AUGUCAUUAUGUAAUAGAUCAAAUUUAGAAGCAAUUGUUAAAGGUAUUCAAACCAAUAAAAUAUUAGAAGUAUUUGAUAAAUAUUAUCAUGAUGAAAUUGUAAUGUAUGAAAAUGGUGAUUCAACAAAUCGUGUUGGUAAAGCUGCAAAUCGUAUAGCUGAAGAAUCUUUUGUAAAUAAUUCAAUUAUUCAUGAAGCAAGAUUAAUAAAGUUAAUCGCUGAUGGUGACAAUACAGCAUAUGAAAUGUUCAUGGAUUUCACAAAUAGUGGACACCGUAUCAAAGAAAAUCAAUGGGCAUUCCAACAUUGGUCAAAUGGUUUAGUCAUUAAAGAAGAGUUUGUCAAAAUUAAAACACCACCAACACCAGAACCAACAAAUAAUAUAAAAUCAAAUUUAGAAGCAAUUAUUGAAGGUACUCGAGAUAAUAGAAUAUUAGAAGUAUUCGAUAAAUAUUAUCAUCCAGAUGUAAUUAUGUAUGAAAAAGGUGAUCCAACUAAUCGUGUUGGUAAAGCUGCUAAUCGUAAAGCUAAAGAAUCUUUUGUAAAAAAAGGAAGAAUCAAUGAAGCAAAAGUAUUACAAUUAAUAAUUGAUGGUAAUGAUACAGCAUAUCAAAUGUAUAUUGAUUUUACAUAUUGCGGAAAUCGUAUUCAAAAGACUCAAUGGGCUGUUCAACAAUGGUCAAAUGGUUUAGUUAUCAAGGAAGAGUUUUAUUAA
Molecule: messenger RNA, 714 nt
Organism: Dictyostelium discoideum AX4
Lineage: Eukaryota; Evosea; Eumycetozoa; Dictyosteliales; Dictyosteliaceae
Exons: 1
Coding region: 1-714 (237 amino acids)
Source: RefSeq, a predicted model, not a curated record